AUGGCGUCAGUUGAAAAUCAGUUCUUCAUGGAUGCCUCCACUCAGGAGUGGGUUGACUUUGAUCAGUUUCUUGAUCUUUCGCCGAGUUAUAGCGAUGAUUAUUCCGCUAACUCCAUCUCCCCGGAAAUGUCGCUUCCCUACGAUGCUGACCUUUUCACCAAUGACCUGCCUGACCUCACCCAGCCUGGUUUCUCGGACAUGACAAACUAUGAUUUGUCACAUGAAGUUUCCUUUGUUGACCAGUCCCCCAAUGUGGGCCUGGUGCCGGACUUUGUUCCGCCCCUGGAUAAUGCUAUGUUCCAUGGUUACCAAUCAUACGACACCACCUUCGACUUCAGGCAAAUGGUUGAGGCGCAGGCCGCCCUCGACCCUCGUGUCGCUUCUCUGAAGGAGAAGCGCCGAGAAGCAGCAAUUGCUCUGCACCUGCAGCGACUGUGUGAUGCCACGGCCUUGGACCUCGAGAUGUCUUCCGAUUCCAACACCAGCUUCUCAUCGCCAUGCUGGUCGGACUACAUGCGCGAGAGCAUCUCCCCUCGACCGAACAGCGCCAGCCCGGAGGAGACACCAGCUCCUUCCCGGUCUGGAAAUGGCGGCAUGGAAAUGGUCCUUGAUCUGAACAUGAAUGCCACUGCCAACCUUCCAAAGAAGCAGAAGCCUCGUUCCCAAGCGCAGAAGGAGAACUACAUUAAAGCGCGGAAGUAUGGCGCUUGUGAAAAGCACAAGAAACAGCACAAGAGAUGCAACUGCCUUGAGAAGGCUGCUGCCCGUGCGGGCGUCAGUGAGGUGCCAAUGGAUGUCGCAGUUAAACGACCGAGACAACAAUUCUCGACGGCUUCAACUCUUCAACCAUCUUAUUCCUCUCGGGUUUCUGAUCACGCCGUUCCACGAGUCAUUGAGACCGUACGACCACCAGUCGAUGCCCCGAAGAGGGUAAUAGUGAAAUCCCCGAUGACGAAUUCGUCUGUCAGUUCGUCUGGUGUACAACCAUUUACCAGGACAACCGCCUCCUUCACCCGCAACAACUCGGGCCAUGCACCCGAGUACAGUACAAGCUUUGUGCUGUCACCAGUCCCAGAUACCAGCCAAAGAGCGCAAAGUUCAAACAGGUCACUGGGCCAAGCAGCGGUGCCCCAAUCCUCGGCGAUGCAAUACUCCUCUGUGGGGAGGUCGCCUCAACCGAAUCGCAAGUCUGUUGGCUUACCCACAUCUCGUGGGGUUGCUAUGGGCUCGUCUUCGAGCAACAGCCCUACCGCUGCGCAGUGCAACGUUUCCACCGCCAAGUCUGUCCCAACGACAGGCCACCCCGAACGGGGAAUUGCUCACAUCCUCGCGCGGGAAGCCCAGCGACCGAAAUUCUCGCUCGUCAAGCGUGUUGCUUCGGGCAACCGGAAUGCCACCAAGGCAAUCGAUCAACCUCAAGUUGGCGAUACACGAAACCGCGAUCUGUGUGUAAUUCACACCAGAACCUCGCUGCUUCAAAGCCUUAUCAAGAACAGUCUUUCUUCGCUGCCGGAUGGCGGAAGCACGGAGAGAAUCCGAUCUUCACUGCCAGCCAGGAACUCUGGUUGCGCAGAGGUGAGCACAUUGGCUACCAGAAGCUCAAGCUUGACUGCGAACUCCGGAAAGGUUGGCCGUGGUCUUAUUGUUCAAUCCAAGAUCCAGUCCACCGUUGCUCAGCUCGGAGUGUUCUCAAGAGCAUUGCAAUCAGUAUUUGGCGACUGG
This is a messenger RNA of Penicillium odoratum, 1722 nucleotides long. RefSeq lists its product as uncharacterized. The annotation marks the transcript as partial. The record is from RefSeq and is a predicted model, not a curated record. The transcript has 2 exons. Lineage: Eukaryota; Fungi; Ascomycota; Eurotiomycetes; Eurotiales; Aspergillaceae.